GCACGCUGACUGAAAAGCACAGUAGUGCUUUCUUUAUCUUUAUUUCAACCUAAAGGCAUUUUUUUUUUUUUUUUUAGAAGAUGGUGCUUUGCUCCAAUGGAGAUCCUGUGGAAUAUUUUUGCCAUCAUUUUUUUGUUGACCUGAUUUUAACUUGGUGCUAAACUUUUCUGUUUGUCGAUUAUCAAAGGGGCGGUCACAAUGGAGACUAAGAUACCCAAGCUGAAAGUGCUGAAAAAGCGGCGCUCCAGUCUUUUUGCAACUGUAAAACGAGAAGUUAGCUUUUCACAAAGCACCGAAGAACAGGAAUUUGAAUUCCCUUUUUCUCAGGACAGCUCAGUGAAACCAUGGACAUCUAUGGACAACCUUGACGCUCUUGAUGAGAACAUACCUGAAAAGAUGGAUCAGGACAAAAAAGCACCAAACCCAAGGAAACCAAACAUAGUUAAUCUGAAUGUGGGUGGGAAGGUGUUCCACAUCCCAAAACAUUUGGUCCUCCAAUAUCCAAAAACCAGGAUUGGAGUCCUUGCUCUCUGCAAUGAUCCAGUUAAGCGUCUGACGCUCUGUGACGAUUACAAUGUUCAGAACAACGAGUUCUUUUUUGACAGGGACCCCAUGUUUUUCCAUUACAUAUUCCACUUCUACUGCAGUAAUGUCCUGUGGGUGAUGGAUAGUCUUUGUCCUGUCAACUUUGAGGAAGAGAUUUCAUUCUGGGGCCUCAAACUGAAGGACACUCCAAGGUGCUGCCGUAUUCUGUUCGAGGAGAAGCUGGAUGACAUCAGAGACCAACUCAAGGUCAACAAGGAGCUGAUUGAUGAGAUUAAGCCACACCAGGACGACGAGGGCUACAAGGCCAUGUUUCUUGGAAACUUUCGGAAGGCCCUCUGGGACUUGAUGGAGAAUCCAUACUCCUCACUGGCAGCCAAAGCCUUUGCUGUGUUUUCCAGUCUCUUUGUGCUCAUCUCUAUCGUUGCCAUGACAAUGAAUACAGUCAAAGAACUCAGGGAGUACAAACUGGCAGGCAAAACCUACAUGGAGUGGGUAGAGAUUUGUUCCAUUCUCUUCUUCACUUUGGAGUACUUUUUGAGGUUACUCACCACAUCCAACAUCAAACAUUUUGUGAAGAGCGCCCUCAACUUUGUUGACGUGGUAGCCGUUAUGCCCUACUUUGUCCAGCUCAUUUUUGAGGCGUUUGUUAUCGACUCCGAAGACUUGGGCGCACAGGAAGACUUGAAAGCCAUGGCAAGAGUCAGUAAAGUCAGCAAGGUGCUCAAGGUCGUCAAGCUGAUGCGCAUCUUCCGUAUCUUGAAGCUUGCUCGCCACUCCACAGGCAUGAGGGCGUUUGGUUUCACCAUCCGCCAGUGCUCUGAGCAGGUGUGCUGUCUGUUUCUGUUCAUUGCCAUGGGCAUUUUCACCUUCUCUGCCCUGAUGCAUUCUGUGGAGGUGGAUCAGCCUGGAACUCCAUUCAGUAGCAUCCCAGACGCCUGGUGGUGGGCUGCGGUGAGCAUCUCUACUGUGGGCUAUGGAGAUGUCGUCCCUAUCUCCUAUCUGGGCCGCUGCGUGGCAUUUGGCUGCAUCUCCUUUGGCAUCAUCCUCAACGGCAUGCCCAUCUCCAUCCUGUUCAACAAGUUCUCCGACUACUACGCCAAACUGAAGGAACAGGAAUACACGUUUUCAAACACUGAGCGCACCUUCCAGCUGAAGAAACGCCUGAGGCGCAAGUUUGACCGCUGCUUCGCACCCCCGCCCGAGGACUCGGAUGACGAGAUACACUAUCGGCCCAGCGGAAUUACCCACGAGAUCGAGUAGUGAGAAAAACUGCCUAGCUGUGACCUCACUAACCCUAAAUGGCCUUAUCACCCAGGGGUCUCGAGAAAGUAUAAGACCCCAUCUGCCUCCAACCCUGAGACUACGUGAUUUCAGAUAGACAGUCUUACGGGGGAUGGAAGCAGCAAGUUGAGAUAAGCUCUAAGCCUCAGCUUUAUACUAACUACUGUUUGCACGCUACGGGUGACUAUUCCUCUUUCACAAACACAAGACACUUGCACUGGACAGCAUGUUAUGUGUCAUCAUGAAUAGCACCCGCCUGCACCUAAACAAAAUUCUGACUUAACAAAAAUAGAUGUUUGACACUAAAAGGUCAAGUAGCAAUAUUAUAAAUAUCACUUUAGGAGGUCUUGCUUGUAAAGAACUGUGUUCAUUGGAAGUGCUAUUAUUAUUAAUGAACUAUUUUGAAAAACUACAUAGUCGCUUACAUUUUACUUCCCAUUAUCCACACAAAAUAAUCAUAGCUCUGAUUUCUACCAGUCGCUCACAUGCCAUGUACUCAUUGUGUUCCACAUUUGCAGGCUAAGGGAAUAAAUGCAAUGAUGUCCAGUUACUCAGCAUAUAGUCUCUCCAGAUACCUAAGCGGGGCAAGAGGUGCAGCAGAGUGUGUGCUGGUGGUGAUCAAGAGCCACGGAGUAAUUUUGUUGUCAAGGAUUACCGGGAUUUGCGCACACGCUUCCUGCCUGGUCAGCGAAGGGUAAAUGUUAGCCAUGUACUGAGCUAUUUUGGUUUCGCAGAGAUUCAGAUCGGGCAUGCGCCAUCAGGUCAUCCUAAGACGAUUAAAAGCAGGUUUAAUGAUGGUUUCAGAUAAAAUACGUCCCUCAAAUAGGACCAGUUCCCUGUCUUGGUCUCAUAUAAUGAGAGUGCUUAUAAUUGCUAUCCGAAAUCAGUACUGGGCAUGAUCCCUGCAGGAAUGUCAGGAGAUGUCAGGAUCAGUCCUGUGGUCAAAGUCUCCUGGCACUAUCAGGGUAUCAGCGCGGCAGGAAGAUAAGUUCAUGCAUAACAUCCUCCCAACCAUCCUCAACAGACUUGUCACGGAAAUGUUUCUGUUGGUUGGGCUGCACUAGUUCCAAGGACCGAGUCUAAUAGAAAUAAGUUGUAUGACUUUUGUCAUCACAACUAAUACCAGGAACUAAACUCCAUGUUUAACUGUGCUGAUGCUGUGUUGUGCUGUCAAUCAUGAAAAGCACCCUGCUCACUCAUUUGAAACAUAUUUAAUUUUAUUUAGUCAUAAUUUUAUUUAAGUGCAAAAUAGCUUUUGAGGAUUUUUUUUUUUUUUCAGAAGAGUCCAAUGUAUGUUGACAUUCUUCUCAUAUUGCACAACAAUUCAUUAAUCAUUGAUUUAAUCAUUUCAGAGGUUGGGAUUGGAAAGGGCCAAAAACAUUUUCAGUUCAAUUGCUUCAUGUAUGUGGCUGUAUGAAUGUGCAAACACAAGUUGACAAGUAUGAGUUUCAUUACAAAGACUUUUCAGAUUAAUGAAUGAGAUUUUUCUUCUGCAAAUACUGUAAAAUACUGCACGAGUAAAUGAAACCAAAACACAAGUCUUACGAUAUGUACACGUUUUUCAGAUGUUUCUUGUUCAAUAAAAAUAUUGCCGUA
This is a messenger RNA of Mugil cephalus (flathead mullet), 3423 nucleotides long. RefSeq names its product potassium voltage-gated channel subfamily V member 2. Gene Ontology annotation, cellular component: membrane; voltage-gated potassium channel complex. The transcript is spliced from 4 exons. The record is from RefSeq and is a predicted model, not a curated record. Gene Ontology annotation, biological process: protein homooligomerization; potassium ion transmembrane transport. Gene Ontology annotation, molecular function: delayed rectifier potassium channel activity. The coding region runs from base 199 to 1806 and encodes 535 amino acids. NCBI's taxonomy places the organism in Eukaryota, Metazoa, Chordata, Actinopteri, Mugiliformes, Mugilidae.